Caenorhabditis briggsae is the source of this 324-nucleotide messenger RNA. Bases 1 to 324 code for a protein of 107 amino acids. NCBI's taxonomy places the organism in Eukaryota, Metazoa, Nematoda, Chromadorea, Rhabditida, Rhabditidae. The transcript has 4 exons. The record is from RefSeq and is a predicted model, not a curated record.
AUGGCGACGAUGGAGGCGAUUCUGACGAAUAUCAGUCUACAAGAGGCGGUCACCGAUCCUCUUAUUGUCUCCAUGCUUCAGGAGCCGUCGUCUCAGUUGGGAGAGCACCACGAGGAUGUACUCAAUUCCACCAUGGACUGGAAUUACGGCAAUAUCUCGGACUAUCAUUUCGUCACUCGAAUUCCAUAUUAUGAAAACUACAGCCAAGAGACGGAUUUCACAAAAAAAUAUUUAACCGGAUUUUCCGGCUUUGUUCUUUUUGCAACUCUCAACUUGUUUGUUAUAAAGUUGUUUGUUAUAUUGAUAUCCACCGACGAAUUAUAA